Messenger RNA from Brassica oleracea var. oleracea, 513 nucleotides. RefSeq lists its product as uncharacterized. Lineage: Eukaryota; Viridiplantae; Streptophyta; Magnoliopsida; Brassicales; Brassicaceae. The record is from RefSeq and is a predicted model, not a curated record. The transcript has a single exon. Bases 1 to 276 code for a protein of 91 amino acids.
AUGACGAGCCUGCUAUGGUUAACGGCAGAAGAAGCUGCAAAGAACAGAGGUAAAGUUCUUUCCUUGUACCGCCAGUUACUAAGGAGCGUGAACUCACCGAAACUGCAGCUUAGUUACGCUUCAAGACUCGCCAAGAAAGCUGAGAUUAAGACCAUCUUCUUGUUUGGCUCCGAAGAGGUUUCCAAACACAACGUUGCCGAUCUCAUCCGUACCGGUGAAUAUGCUCUUUCCCAGUUGAAACAAGGCAAGAUCCCAAACAACACUACUCAGUAUUAGAGCCAUGUAGUUGCUUCCAUUUGCAUUUCUUCAUGCAUUCACAAACGGUGUGACGCUUUUUGUUUAUUUGAAAACAUACAUUGAAUCAGCUUUACUGUACAACGUUUUGGUUCAAUACAGUUUGAAUAAACAAGUGAUUACUUGUAAUGCACAACAAGCCGAGUAAGGAGUGAAUGGUUCACAUUAUGCCAUAACUCAUGUGAAUGAUAAAUAGUAAGUAUGGGUUUCUUUCACAAA